This is a messenger RNA of Linepithema humile (Argentine ant), 2425 nucleotides long. Lineage: Eukaryota; Metazoa; Arthropoda; Insecta; Hymenoptera; Formicidae. The record is from RefSeq and is a predicted model, not a curated record.
GCAUGACGAAAGCGGAACGAGUACAUUGUAGCAGUGUAGCACUGGUUUCGGCACGUAACGGUCAUUGAAAAUCCGCCAUCGUCAUCAUUCUUCCCGCGGGUUCGCGACUUUCUCUAUCGCGUGCUACUCUCUGUGUCUCGGAAAAUAUUGCGUAAGCUAUUUUGGCUAGGCGAAUCCGAGUGCUUAAGAUAACGGUUCUUAAUCACGAUGAAUCGCGACGUGGAGAGUGGGAGAGAUGGUAGCGAGGUGAACGGCGCCUCGAAGGAAACGCCGUCGUUAGUUGCUAAUAAAGUUGAGGACGAGAAAGAAGCGAUGGUGCGUCAAGACAACACAAUGGGCAAGCAAAAUCCUGAAGAUCUGGACGAUGGUGCACAGGAACGAAUGCUCAAGGAUGAAAACGCCGCGAAGAUCACCGAAAAGAACGCCACCGAGGUCAAAUUUAUUUCUGAGAAUGGAGACGCUAAAAUUGACAUUGAAAUGAUAAAAGAAGCACUCUCUGGAAUGAGCAAAGAGGAAUUGAUGAAGUUUGCUAAUGAUCCAUUCUGGGUGAGAUUGAGAUGGGCCUUGUUCAUCCUUUUUUGGCUAUUGUGGGCUGCUAUGUUAGCUGGUGCCAUAGCUAUCAUUGUAAUGGCACCAAAAUGUUCAGCUCCUGAACCGAAGAAAUUAUGGGAGGAAAGUCCGAUUAUUCAAUUGGAUGCCUCAACAGAUUCUUUUAAUGGCGAUUUGAAAGGAUUGGAAUCUGUGCUGAACAAUUUGACAAAUUUAAAUGUCAAGGCUAUAUCCCUUUCAUCAUUGGUGAAGGAAGCAGCAGAUGGGGGAGUCGAUGAUUUUAAUGCCAUCAAACCCCAAUUAGGAAACAUCAGCGAUUUGGAAAGUCUUAUUGAAGUCGCGAAGAAGAAUGGACAACAAAUCUUUUUAGAAUUAGAUCCCAAUCAUUCCUCUGUGGAGCAUCCGUGGUUUAAGCAAUCUGUAGAGAAACAGGAGCCAUACACAUCCUAUUAUAUUUGGGCUAAUGGAAUAACAAAAUCCGAAGGUGGAAAAGAAAGACCAAGUCCUCCAAAUAAUUGGUUGAGCGUAUACGGUGGGUCUGCGUGGGAAUGGAAUGAACAAAGAGGUCAAUAUUAUCUCCAUCAGUUUAACAAAUCUCAACCUGAUUUGAACUACGCCAAUCCGGAAGUGGUGAAAGAAUUUGGAAAUGUCUUAACUUAUUGGCUAAAAUUAGGAAUUAGCGGUUUUCGCUUGGAAAAUUCCCAAUAUUUAACGGAAGAUCCGGACCUCCGUAACGAAUCUAGAAGCUUUUAUUAUCCUGUAGAAACAAAUUAUCAUUCGUUGAUACACAUUUAUACACGCAAUCGUCCAGAGAACGUUGCAGUGUUAAACAAAUGGCACGAGAUCGUUUAUAAUGAAACUAAUGGCAAAGGACUGUUCUCAUUACAAGAUCCCAUUCCUAUAGAUAUUUUGCAAAUUUACAACGAGACGAAGAAAAUUGAUUUACCUCAAAGUUCACAUUUUCUUGUCUCUACCGAUGCAGAUAGGAAAUUAAUGAAGCUAAAUGCUACGACGUUAAAUACAAGUAUAACACAAUGGCUCAAUGUUGCGCCAUGGCCUGCAUGGAAUCUUAAUAGUAAACAACAUAUUUUGAGAGAACUUGUGCCUACUGAUACCGCUGACAGCAUAAUAUUAAUGACGAUGCUGCUUCCGGGUACGCCUAUUCUUCGACUAAACGAUACCAAAUCCAUAGAGAAGGCAUUUACAACUUUGUCAAAUGCGCGAAGAGGUUUAACGUUCCUUCACGGCAAUAUGACAAGUAAAAUAAUAAACGAGACUGUCUUCGUAUACGAAAGGAGUUGGUUAAAAAGCGGAAAUCCUGGAUAUUUGGUAGUGCAUCAGACAGCAGCAAAAAAAGCUACUAUAGAUCUGUCUGUAAUACCACAAAUAUCUGAAGAAGUCAAUGUACUCGCAUUCAGUCCUAAUUAUGUUCAAGACGAAUUCCCAAAUAAUAAAAAAUAUCCUUCAAAAGAAGUACCUAUAUCGCCGAUGAGCACGUUGAUUUUAACAUUUGUGCCCACGGAGUAAUCAUCAUGAAAGAUGUUUCAAAUGCAAAAAUGAUCGGCUAUAUACGAUUGCUUUUUGCUUCAAUGAAGAAAUAGAGAAUUAAGAAAAUUGCAGCAAAAUUCAGAAUAAGAGCAAUAUAGAAUGCAUACACAGCAUGUGACGUCGCUUGAUUAUUAAUCAUGGAAAGCCAGUUUGCCAUAGUAAACAUGAAUAUAUAUGAAUAUAUAUUACACUUAAAUGACGUCAUUACAUGUUUAUACACGAGGAAACAUUUGUGCAUCGCUAUCAGAGCAUUAUGUUUUAUAGAUUGUGUAUUAUUUGAUAACAUAUCGUGCGAUGUUUGCGAUAAACAAAGCUUAAAUUUUUGUAA